GCUGAGCUCAUCGGGCGGCGCCGGGGCCAGUGCGGGCGGCAGGAGCCGGCUCCUGGGGCCCAGCCGGGAGCCCCGCGGAUGUGGGCUGAGGUGCUGGUUCUGCCCUGCAGGGCCGGGCUGCGGCUGUUCCCGCCGCUCCGGCUGAGGCACCGAGCGCCGGGCGCCAUGAAGCUGCAGUCCCCUCAGUUCCAGGCUCUCUUCACGCCGGGGCUCCGCAGCGUGGCAGAAUUGUUUGAGAAGAAGAACUAUGAACUGAGAAUAGCAGGAGGUGCUGUGAGGGAUUUACUAAGUGGAAUGACACCACAGGAUAUAGAUUUUGCCACUACGGCUACGCCAGCAGAGAUGAAGGAAAUGUUCACAUCUGCUGGUGUUCGUCUGAUCAAUAACAAAGGAGAAAAACAUGGAACCAUUACUGCCAGGCUCCAUGAACAGAAUUUUGAAAUUACUACUCUUAGAAUAGAUGUUGUCACCGAUGGACGACAUGCAGAGGUUGAAUUCACCACUGACUGGGAAAAGGAUGCUGAAAGGAGGGAUCUGACUGUCAAUUCCAUGUUUUUAGGUUUGGAUGGGAUGCUGUAUGAUUUUUUUAAUGGAUAUGAUGACUUGAAAAACAAGAAAAUUAGAUUUGUAGGAAAGGCAAGUGAGAGAAUACAAGAAGAUUAUUUACGAAUCCUAAGAUAUUUCAGGUUUUAUGGAAGAAUCGCAGAAAAACCUGGUGAUCAUGAACCUAGUACACUGCAAGCAAUUAAAGAAAAUGCCAAAGGUUUGGCUGGAAUAUCAGGAGAAAGGAUUUGGGUGGAACUGAAAAAAAUUCUUCUUGGAAACCAUGUAAAUCAUUUGGUUCGACUUACGUAUGAGCUGGAUAUUGCCCAAUAUAUAGGACUACCACUUGAUGGAAAUUUAGAGGAAUUUGACAGAGUCACUAAAAGUAUUCAAAAUCUGUGUCCAAAACCGAUGACUGUUCUGACAUCAUUGUUCAAGAUGAAGGAUGAUGUCACAAACCUCGAUCUGAGGCUGAAAAUCUCAAAAGAAGAAAAAAACCUUGGCCUUUUUUUAGUGAAGCACCGUCAAGAGUUAACCAAAGCUACAGGUCCAGAACCACUUAGACCCUAUCAGGACUUCAUAAUGGAUUCUAGGGAAGCUAAUACAAAUGCCAAGAUCUGUGAGCUUCUAAAAUACCAAGGAGAAGAACAUCUUUUAAGAGAAAUGCAGCAAUGGACUGUUCCUUCUUUUCCUGUUAGUGGCCAUGAUUUAAGAAAACUGGGUGUGUCUUCUGGAAAAGAAAUUGGAACAGCAUUACAGCAGCUACGGGAUGAAUGGAAGAAGAGUGGAUACCACAUGGAUAAAGAAGAACUGUUAAGUUGCCUGAAGAAGUUGUAAAAUUGAAUAAUAGUAGAGAACUGCUUGUGCCCUGUUCUAAGUGUAACUAACUGAGAUAGAUACCAGUAAAUACUCUGUCAGUGUUGUUGCAGCCAAUAUAGCAUUUGUCAUAUUUAAGAUCUUCAGACAGCACAGUUCUGUUACUAAUUUGUAAUUUCUGCAAGGAGAAGUUUAAUUUUUUAGUAAUGUAAAAUGGUAUUUGCCAAGUUCCACAGUCUACCUCUUUGUUGAAUUUUAAUGAUAUUUAACUACUUUAUCUUGACUCUGGGUAAUUAGAGGUGACACCAGGAUUUUUCUCAUUCUGACUUUGCUAUAUCAAAAAAAAAAAAAGUGUUUUUAUCUUCUAGAUAAAAUCAUGGGUGUUUUCUGUGCCUAGGAGAGUGACAAAGUGUAUAGAAAUAAUGAGCUCUAACUCUUUUUUGUAGUUAAAUCUAGGUACCAGAUUGAAAUACUCACUCCAGCAGUUCCCAAAGAGUCUUAUCAUGUAAAACAAGUCUUUUUUCUAUAAAGAUUUUUAUCUUCCAUAAUUCCAGAAUCAGUUUUAGAUUAAAAGGAUGACUUAGCUGAGUCAGUAUCAUGAA
This is a messenger RNA of Harpia harpyja (harpy eagle), 1961 nucleotides long. RefSeq names its product tRNA nucleotidyl transferase 1 (gene TRNT1). The transcript has 8 exons. The record is from RefSeq and is a predicted model, not a curated record. Gene Ontology annotation, molecular function: RNA binding; nucleotidyltransferase activity. Gene Ontology annotation, biological process: RNA processing. The coding region runs from base 79 to 1380 and encodes 433 amino acids. NCBI's taxonomy places the organism in Eukaryota, Metazoa, Chordata, Aves, Accipitriformes, Accipitridae.